Molecule: messenger RNA, 1705 nt
Organism: Ruditapes philippinarum (Manila clam)
Lineage: Eukaryota; Metazoa; Mollusca; Bivalvia; Venerida; Veneridae
Exons: 2
Coding region: 129-1568 (479 amino acids)
Source: RefSeq, a predicted model, not a curated record
GUCACAUGACAUACCCCUGAUAAAUGUAACCGCAGUAGAACCCGCAACUCAUAGUUAUUUUGGCGACGCAAUGAAGGCAGUCAUGCCGUUUUUUAUAGUCUAAUGUUUCGCUGGUUUUCAAGAUUUUAAUGUGUUUUCGGGAUAUUAUUUGGAUUUUAUUUCUAUUCUUUUGUUGUUGUGUUUGUGUAUUUUUACCACCUUACGGUGUGGUAACCGGUAUUUGUAGACAUAUCGUAGAUAUGAGCCGAGCUUCUGGUGAAGCAGACAACAUGGCGGACUUUUUGUCCGGUGGAGAAGACUCGGAUGAGUUUUCUGGAUUUAGUGACGCUAAUUUGCGUAGUGAUAAUGAACAGUGUGUUCAAGAAAAUAAUAGUACUAUUGUUAUUCCGGAAGAUACCGUAAAUAACGCAGAAUCUUCUAGAUUUACUAUACCACGUGUCAAAGUUUCGAAGAAACAGAAGGAUAAAGACACUAAGUCUAAAAGUAAGAAGAAAGGAAAAACAACGAAGAAGAAAAGUUCAGGUAUGAAUUUUGAUGUAUCAAAGUUGUCUUCGUCUGACCUGUCCUCGUUGAGGCAGGCCUUAGGAAUUGACUAUCCCCAAGAGCACGUGGUGCCAGAGUAUGAUUCAGAGGAAGCUAUGUAUUAUCAGUCACCGUUAGGUGCUUUAGAAAAUUUGCCAAAUAUUCACGUCGAAGUUUCAGAAAAUGAACAUUUUAAGAAGAAACCGUGUAAUAAAAAUUUGUCAAGCAGAAUGAUUGAUGCAUUAUUUGAUGAUUCUGAUAAAGAGUCUGAAUUAGAAGAGAAAGAUUGGGAUCUUCCGAAGCUGAAAGCCCCUGAAAAGAGUAAACCAGUUAAUAGUUCAUUGGCAAAUUUGAUUAACACUGCCUGUGUGGAACAGUGUGAUAUUGAGACUGUUGUUCAGAAAUACAAAAUUCCAGAGAACUGUGUUAAUAUUGGUUCCCCUUCUGUGAAUAAGGAGAUAUGGAAAAUCCUGGAUAAAAAGACACAGGGGCAGGAUAGAUCUUUCCAAGAUAUACAGACACUUGUAGCGUCUAGUAUUGUACCUAUUAUAAGGUUAUCUGAAAUUCUUAAACCCAGUAUUAACUCUAAUGUUGAGGCUAAAACUAUGCUGUCUGAGGCUUUAACAAUAUUAGGACAGGUUCAGUUAAAUAUUUCCCUUCGUAGAAGGUAUAUGAUUAGACCUAAUUUAAAAAAGAAGUAUUUUAAUUUGUGUAAUGUUAACACGCCGAUUACAGACAAACUGUUUGGUGAUGACUUGGCAAAGGAAAUUAAGAACUGUGAUGCUUUAAGCUAUAUAGGAAAAGAGCAGAGAUUUCUUCCUAGGGGAAGAGGUUAUGGCUAUGGAAGAGCGCCUCGUAGAGGCUUCUUUAAUCAGCAUUCUGUAUACCAAAACGUCAGGUCUCAGCCGUAUCCUUCUUAUGGUCAAUCCAUGUAUGGCCAGUCAUCAUAUCAGAAGAAUUAUGCCGGAAGGCAGCCGUAUUAUAGGGGUAGAGGCAGGAAGACUGCCACUGCUACAGCUUCACGCUCCCCAAACGAUCAAGCCUAAUUAAACAGGCUGCCCAGACACAGGGACUUACUAACUUUGCCUCACAAUGGGGAGCAUCAUCCUCUCAGCAAGAAGAUGAAGAUCUUCGCAGUUUGUGUAUCAGGAGAGCGCUCUGUCACACAGGAGCUUCAAAGACA